ACCAGCCGCCGGAUUAGAGAUUAAAAGCAAUUUCUAAUCUCCUUUUGCUUUGGCCAAACUCACUGAUGUCUGAGCUUCAGCUGACCUAACAUGAGCUCCUCACUGUCCCUGGCUUCACCCUCUGCAGAGGAGGAGCGCCUUCGUUACACCAGGUUGUUUCAGCCGGAGCUCGGAGGCCCCUCAAUGAUCCGCCAACGUGAACUCAUCCUGCUGCAACCGGACUGGACCCAUGAGCUCCACCUGAGCGCCACCUGAGCUCCACCUGAGCUCCACCUGAGCUCCACCUGAGCUAGAGGACGCCAACCAGCCAGCCAGCCACCCCCCAACCCUGCUGGAGUUAACUUUUUGACGCUCACACUUUUUGGGAACUCUUCUUCCACGAUGCUGUGGGAAUUGGGACUCAUGCUGCUCUUCGUCCUCGCUCCACAAGCUGCUGGAAUUAAAGAGGUCGGCGUCGGGCGGGACGUGGAGCCGAAACCGGUGGCCGGCGGCUCCACCGUGCGUCUGGUGGAGCUGCUGAAGACGUCCACGCAAACGGAAGGUUCGGGGUUCCAAGUGGACCAACGGCGGCCCAAGAGGUCGGUGUUCUUACACGCCGGAGUGAAAAUCUGCCCCCAAGAGACCCUGAAUGAAGUGCUCGCCAGCCACCAGGGGUAUUACCAGCUCAGAGUUUGUCAGGAGGCCGUGUGGGAGGCGUUCAGGAUCUUCUUCGACAGGAUCCCCGGGACGACGGAGUACCAGAAGUGGGUUCACGCGUGUCAACACGAGGCGCUCUGCAUCUCCGACCUCGCCAAAAACUUCAGCGCCUCCGAGGAGCACAUGAGCAUGAUUCACAGGAGGAUGAACCGGAUGAGAGACAGGAGGCCUCCAUCACGAGAAGAGGCGACUCGUGCUCCGAUGCUCCCCGAUGAGAAAGCAGGUGCAGAUGUUCAGACCGUCGCCCCGUCAGCGACCCCGCCGGUUCUCACCAGCGCCGCCGCCGUCCUCAGCCCCGAGAGUGCCUCUCCAAGCCCCGGCCUCGUGCAGACCCAGCCAGUCGAGGAGGAAGAGGAGGACUCGGAGCUUCCUAACGUGGUCCCUGAGAGUCCGGUGGAGCAGUUGGUGGAGUUCAGCAUCGACCUGGUGGAUCCGGGUUACAGAGAGCUGCUGGACGAUCCAGACUCCCCCCAGUACAUCGACCUGGCUCACCACCUGCAGGACCAGAUGCAGCAUGCGUUUGACAAACUUCCAGGAUAUAAAGCCAUCCACGUGCUGAGAAUCAGCGAGACGCAGGACACCGACGGGCCCGGAGGAAUCUCGGUGCAUUACUCGCUGGUCUUUGAGAUUAAUUCACCUAAAAUCGAGGCUGCGGCGGCAGCGACCGGCGCCCCGGAGUCUUCAGUCAGCUCCGGCCUCAGAGAAAUGGUGACCAAGGCUCUACGUGAGGAGGCUUCGCUGCCGAUCGAUCUGGACUCGCUUAACUUCAAACCAGAAGCGAUCCUCCUGCCAGCACUGACGGCAACCUUAACGGUUGAAGUAGUGAAUGAGUCCAGUGAGCCCGAUUCACACAACGAGUUUGAAGUCUUCACCGAUGAGCCAGAAGUGGAUAAACCUCGGCCGGUGGUUCCCCUCACCCCCUUGGAGAAGGAAAAUGCCCUCGUGACUCUGCUCGAUCCCACGGCCGUCCCCGAUGAAGAGACGACGGCGGUGACUGGUGGGAUAGUGGAGAGCAGCGAUCGCUCCUCUGCCUCGGGGGAUAUUACCGAGGAGUCGGAGGCAAUUUAUGUGAGUGAGCCCCAGCCAUCAAACGAAGAGGAGGAGGAGGAGGAGGAAGAAGAAGAAUUGCCGAUCAUUACGCAUGAGAUUGAAACAAUCCAUCACAACGAAACUGGUGAACUUGUGAGGGACUACAGCCCGACCCCUCCUGUGAUUCUCCAGCUGGAGACAGAAGCUCCAUAUAUCAGUCUGUCUCCCAACCUGAUAUCAGAGGAAGACCUAUCUCCCGUGGAGGAGGACCGUGAGAAUCCCAGUUUAGACGUUUUUACCCCGACUGCACAGAUGUUAUUGACUACGGCUCCUGCUGAAGAGGAACCGUCCGGUGUGGGACUCCCAAUCACAACGCUUUCAGGCAUCACGGGCCAGCCGCCCACUCGGCCAACAGUGAACCCUCAAGAAGACGAAGAUGUUAACGUUCUUCCAGAGGAUGGCCACGAGUUGGAAAGUGAAGUUGCAUUGCUAGAACCAGAAGGAGAGUUGGUGGUGGAACCCGAUGAAGAAGAGCUUGAGCCUUUGCAGCCGACACCUGAGGAAGAAGUAGCUGAAGUUUUAGAGCCAGAGGAUGAAGUAGCUGAAGUUUUAGAGCCAGAGGAAGAAGUAGCUGAAGUUUUAGAGCCAGAGGAUGAAGUAGCUGAAGUUUUAGAGCCAGAGGAUGAAGUAGCUGAAGUUUUAGAGCCAGAGGAAGAAGUAGCUGAAGUUUUAGAGCCAGAGGAAGAAGUAGCUGAAGUUUUAGAGCCAGAGGAAGAAGUAGCUGAGGAGUCUCUGGUAGAAGAUGAAGACAAGGUAGCAGCUUCAGAACUUGAAGAGAAGGAGCUUGACGAGGAUUCGGAAUCAGUUGAGGUUUCUGAACCAGAAGAAUCUAAACCAGAGGCGGAAACAGACGAUAGCGCGGUUGAGAUUUUGCAUGAAGAUAGAGUGAAAGGUGGAGUGGAAGUUUUGCAACCGGAAAAGGAAAUAGUUGAAGUAAGAGGUGAGGUCAGUGAGGAACCAGAAGAAGAUAUAUUUGAUGUGUUGCAUCCGGGUCCAGAAACUGAGAGAGAAGAUGAGGUCUUAGAACAAGGAGAGAAGGUAGUUGAACCUGAAGGAUCAGAAGAAAUAGAACCUGAAGUUUCUGAGGAAAUAGAACCUGAAGUUCCUGAGGAAAUAGAACCUGAAGUUCCAGAGGAAACAGUACCUGAAGUUCCUGAGGGAACAGUACCUGAAGUUUCUGAGGAAACAGUACCUGAAGUUCCUGAACUGGAAAAUGAGGUGGAGGCAGUUGAUGUUGUGGAACUGGUAGAGGAAGAAGAAGAAGAGGUCAUUGAGGUUCCAGAACCAGAAUCAGACGAGGAAGUGGUGGAGAUUUCAGAAGUAGAUGAAGAAGUUGUCGAAGCUUCAGCGCCAGGUGAAGGUGCGGUUGACGAAUUGGAACCAUUAUCUGAACCAGAACAGGAAGUGGAAGUAGUAGAGGUUGAAGAAGAAGUGAUCCCAGUACCAGAGAAAGAGCCCACGGACAAUUCGGAAACGCAACUUCCACCCGAGGCUGGAGAAGAUGUUUCUGAUGUUUCUGUGGAGGAACAAGUAGUUGAGAGUCCAAAGGAAGCAUCAGAACCGGAUGAUGGUGCCAUUUAUGUUAUACCACCCACAGAUGAGUUACCCGAGGUUUCAGAGCCGGAAUCGGAAGAGGAAGUAGGAGUUGAUGCCUCAGAGGAGGAGAUAGUUGAGAUGUAUGAACCGGAACCAGAAGAAGAAGACGUUACUGAGCCACCAGCCGAAUCAAUUAAAAUCCUUUCCCCACUGGACGGGAUGGAGGAUCUUCACUUUGGAGAGGAUACUGUUCAGAUUAUUGAAGAUAACGAGUUCCUUCCACCAGUCAGACCGGACUAUCAUCUGCCAGAUGAGGAAGAUAACUUCGUACCGAUAGACAUCCAGCCCUCUGAAGAAGAUGGAGGUGAACCUGACUUUUCCAUGGAGGAGGAUGUUGACAGCAUCACACUGACAGAAACAUCAAAGAGUGAUCCACAGUUUGAAACAACCUCUGAUAUUGUAGCAGAGGUGACCGAUCCAGACAACCCCGACACAUCAGAGGGCACUGAAGGCUCAGAAGACUUGCCGGAGGAGACGCAACAAAGCGAACCACCCUCAGAAAGAGACGUUACUGUAACGGCAGCACCGGCUUCAGACUCCUUCCCUACACCUUCGGCAACGUCCGAAGUGUCUGCACCCGGCCCGACCAUAGACUCUGGACUCUUUGAGGUAGCGGAGUCUUCGGAGGAUGAGUCGGAGUUGGAGCCGGCGGUCGUGGUCAUCGACGAAGACUUGGAAGAGGCGGCGCCGAAAGGAGGCGAAAGCCAAACCGCCUCGCCAGCAGCUACCGAAGACACCGUUGACGAGGCGGUUCGGGACCUGACGGUGGAGUUGGAUCAAACCAACGUGGCGGCAACAGACGCCAACCAGCUGCUGCCGGACGAGGGGAGUGGCUUCCAACCAGCCGUCAGCGUCACGGCCCCGCCUCCGGUGAGGUACCUGACCACGCCCACCAUGACCACGGCCAGCCACGGCCGGGAGCUGGUGGUGUUCUUCAGCCUGCGCGUCACCAACAUGGACUUCUCCGUGGACCUCUUCAACAAGACGUCCUCGGAGUACAGAUCCCUGGAGAACACCUUCUUAGAUGUGCUUCUCAACCGACCCAUGUGA
Messenger RNA from Anarrhichthys ocellatus (wolf-eel), 4431 nucleotides. Its product is annotated as interphotoreceptor matrix proteoglycan 1-like. The record is from RefSeq and is a predicted model, not a curated record. The coding region runs from base 382 to 4431 and encodes 1349 amino acids. Gene Ontology annotation, biological process: visual perception. NCBI's taxonomy places the organism in Eukaryota, Metazoa, Chordata, Actinopteri, Perciformes, Anarhichadidae. The transcript has 15 exons.